AUGAAUCUUCUCAGUGGAAUCAUAUUUUUAAAUAUAAUAUCGUGUGUAGUAUCUUUAAAUUUGGACUACUUGGAUCCAGUUAAGUUACAAACGAAGACUUCGCCUGAACAGCAACAGACACUCGCUUCUACGAUAAUAAGCAAAUACUAUAGUAAUGUGAAAGUCGAUAUCAACCCUUUAUUAUUCAACGAUCAUAAAGAUGUGUUCGCGUUGCGCACUGUUAACGGACAGCUUCAGAUACGAGCUAGCACUGGUGUCGCGGCCGUAUGGGGAUUCAAUUAUUAUUUGAAAAAAUAUUGUAAAAGCCAAAUCGCAUGGCAAGUUCAACAGGUGUCCAUACCAAAUCCUCUACCUGAAGUCGACGAAGUUGUUAUCGCAAACGACAGAUUUCGUUAUUAUCAAAAUGUUUGCACGGAGUCUUAUAGUUUCGUCUGGUGGACUGAAGACUGGACACCACACGUUGAAUGGAUGGCUUUAAAUGGAAUCAAUUUGGCGCUGGCACCCUUCGCCCAAGAGGCUGUUUGGGCCAAGAUUUAUAAGCAAUUAGGCAUGUCUCAAGAUGAAAUUGACGAACAUUUCACUGGACCGGCUUUCCUCGCUUGGCUUCGAAUGGGUAACCUCCAUGGAUGGGGAGGACCUCUGCCGAAGUCAUGGCUCCAAUCACAGAAGGACAUUCAAGACACAGUCGUCGAUUAUAUGUUUCGGCUUGGAAUGGUGCCUGUGUUUCCUGCAUUUAAUGGUCACGUGCCAAGAGCAUUUGAAAAGAUCUUCCCGAAUAUUACAUUAUAUAAUGUACAAAAAUGGAACAAAUUCAGUGAUGACUAUUGUUGUAAUUAUUUCAUGGACCCCAAGGAACCACAAUUUAAGGUAAUAGGCAAAAUGUUUUUAAGGGAAAUUACGGCUGAGACCGGUAGCGCUCAUAUUUAUACAGCAGACCCGUUCAAUGAAAUUAAAAUUGAGCCGUGGUCGACUUCAUUAGUUCAAGAAACCGCUAAAUCAAUCUAUUCGACUCUAACAGAAUUCGAUAAUAACGCCGUGUGGCUUCUACAAAAUUGGAUGUUCGUUCACAAUCCCCUGUUGUGGCCUCUUAAAAGAGUGCAGUCAUUUCUCACAUCAGUUCCUAGUGGACGGAUGCUGUUGCUUGAUCUACAAGCAGAACAAUGGCCACAGUAUGAAUUGUACAAAAUGUAUUACGGUCAGCCUUUCAUAUGGUGUAUGCUCCACAAUUUUGGUGGUACACUGGGAAUGUUCGGGAACAUGGAAACUAUCAACAAAGAUGUUUACGAAGCGAGAUAUCUUGAAAACUCCACUAUGAUUGGCAUAGGUCUCACACCAGAAGGUAUCAAUCAGAACUAUGUAGUUUACGAUUUGAUGUUAGAAUCGGCAUGGCGCAAAAAGCCUGUGGAGGAUUUAGAAGUGUGGGUGGGCGAUUACGCCGAACGACGAUAUGGAUGCAAUGUCACCACAAGCGCGUGGAGAUAUUUACUGAAGAGUGUAUACAAUUUCAAAGGUCUUAACCGAAUGAGAGGUAAAUACGUAGUAACUCGGCGACCAAGUUUUAAUAUACGACCUUGGGCUUGGUACAGAGGCCAUGAUUUGUUUGAAGCAUUUAAAGCACUUGCAUUCGUCGAUAAUGGUGUUUGCAACUCCCCCGGCUUUUUUCAUGACCUAGUCGAUGUAACAAGACAGGCUUUACAAUACAGAGCUGAACAACUAUACUUAAGUUUGCAAAAGGAUCGAUACUCAAAUGAGAUGGUGUUUAAAUUUUCAAUUGACCGCUUUUUAGAUGUGAUGAGCGAUAUGGAAAACAUAUUGGCUACAAAUUCCGACUUUACUAUCACAAAAUGGUUAAACGACGCCAAACAACGAGCAUCGACAAACGAGGAGAGGUAUUUGUACGAACUGAAUGCUCGUAACCAAAUAACGUUGUGGGGGCCCAAUGGUGAGAUCUCCGAUUAUGCUUGUAAGCAAUGGGCUGAGCUAUUCCAUUAUUACUAUCGUCCAAGAUGGGCCAGAUUUUUACAAAUCGCGCUAAGCGCGAAGACGAGAAACGAAACAUUUGACGAAACGAGCGUUCAACGUAUAGUACGAUCUUCUGUAGAGGAGGCUUUUCUCACAACAAACAUCGACACCCUAAAUUCUAAUGAUACUCAGGUAGUAGCAGCAGCUUUAUAUGAAAAGUGGGCGUUCGUUUCCGGUCUGGACGAUUUACCGGAAAAAGUUAUAGGGCCAGAUAAAAACAAGAGAACCACAAUAGCCGACAUUUCAAGAGAUAGCGAUGAAUCUAGCGAUUUCGUUCCGUCAGUUACAUUGCUCCAUCUUACAACACCUACUAAU
Brenthis ino (lesser marbled fritillary) is the source of this 2337-nucleotide messenger RNA. NCBI's taxonomy places the organism in Eukaryota, Metazoa, Arthropoda, Insecta, Lepidoptera, Nymphalidae. The record is from the annotation of a GenBank genome assembly.